AUGGAUCCGGAAGCGUUUCUGGACAUCGCCAAUCAGGUGGUGAAGCUGAAAAUGUUUCCUUAUUUUGACAUAGCACAUUGCACUCUUUGUGCGUUGUCGGUUAGGGAAGACCUUGGAAGCGGAGCUCAAGCAUUUUCACGUAAACAUCCUCUGGCAUGUUGGUUGUCAUACAUGUUAGUGGUUUUUGCCGGAGGUAUGGUUGCCAACGGACUCCUCGCAGAACCUAUUUUAGCCCCAUUGAAAAACACACCUCAACUUUUGGUCGCCACAGCCGUAUGGUAUGUAGUAUUUUACACACCACUGGACUUAGGUUACAAACUGGCCAAGUUUCUACCCGUCAAAAUAAUCUUUUCAGCUAUGAAAGAAGUUUAUAGAUGUAAAAAGGUGUAUGACGGUGUUAGCCAUGCUGCGAAAUUGUAUCCCAAUGCAUACUUGGUCAUGAUCAUCAUAGGAACCAUUAAAGGUAAUGGCGCAGGAUUUACAAGGCUUAUGGAAAGAUUGAUUAGAGGCGUUUGGACACCUACUGCCAUGGAAUUCAUGCAACCGAGCUUCUAUACCAAAGCCUGUUUGGUGGCAUCUGUAAUUUUCAUCCUGGACAAGAAGACAGAACUCAUUUCAGCCCCACACGCUUUAGUCUACUUUGGCAUUGUAAUAUUCUUCGUUUACUUCAAAUUGUCUUCCAUCAUAUUGGGAAUACACGAUCCCUUCGUACCAUUCGAAAAUCUCAUGUGCGCGCUUUUCUUUGGCGGGGUCUUCGAUACAUUGGCCAAAAUAUUCGGCAGGGGGCAGCUCAAAGAAGGCGAGAAUAAAGAUGUCAAAAAGACGAAUUAA
Psylliodes chrysocephalus is the source of this 831-nucleotide messenger RNA. The record is from the annotation of a GenBank genome assembly. NCBI's taxonomy places the organism in Eukaryota, Metazoa, Arthropoda, Insecta, Coleoptera, Chrysomelidae.